UCAUGCAGACUACGCGCGUCGAGAGCCCUCAUCUCUCCGCUCAGCCUCUCAUGUCAGCCGUUUCCAUAGGAACCCUUGAUAUUCAAAGUGGGCUUUUAGCUCAUAGGGACGAGAAGGCUGGAUCGGCUCGGGCCAAACCUUUACUUUCUCCUUAAAUGAAUCCGACGAGACCGGAUCAACUUUUUUCUGAAGAGCCGUAGAUGUGUUAGAUCUCCCCCCCCCCCUUCUCACGGCAGCAAACAUGGUCUCCCACAGGUCCACCAAAGGAGCCUCCAAAGCCCGGAGGGACCACAUCAACCACGAAAUCAGGAAUAUGCGCGCUCUGCUGCCCAUCAGCCAGGAGGACCAGGAACGCCUUUCCUACCUUCACUCCAUGGCCGCCAUCUGCACCUACAUCCGGAAGUCUGUUCUCCUUCAGGGGCUGCCGGCUGCGGAACGAUCCCGGGGCUCCCUGCGGUACGAGGCCUUCCUGGAAGCCCUGCACGGCUUCAUCCUCGUCACCACGGCUCAGGGCAGGCUGGUUUACGUGUCGGAAAACGUGGCGGAAUACCUCGGCCUCUCCAUGGUAGAUGUUCUACAAGGAGACACUUUCUAUGACUUGGUGGAACGCUCUGACGGGGAUAUAAUCCACGCCAACCUCAACGCGGAAAGCAAUUUAUUUUCUGAGAGGAGCUUCGUCUGUUGCAUGCAGACCUCGAAGGCCUUUAAGCUACAACACGGGAGCUGCUGCUCCAUGCUGGUCAGAGGCAGCUUCCAGUUCUUCCCCCAGCCGUCCGCCGCAGCCUCCUGCGGCGUCGAGCCUUUAUUCGUGGCCCUCUGCACGCCCACGGUGAAUCGCCUGACGGGCGCCGAGUCUCACUUCUGUCAACGCUUCAGCAGCACACACGGGAUGGACAUGCGUUUCACCCAGCUCUCAGACAGUGUUUUGUUCUAUUUGGGGUAUUCGGUGGAAGAAAUGAUCAACCGAUCAUGGUAUAGUCUCUUGCACCCUGAGGAUCUGUCGUCGGCUGCAACUUCUCAUAAAAGUUUAAUGCAGGCAGAAGAGGGUUUCCAGGUGGAGAUGAUCCUGAGGCUCCAACGAACAGAUCUGUCAUGGACCUGGAUCUAUAUCCGAGCUAACAAGGACUCCGAGUGCCGGAGCAUCAGCUGCACUAACUACAUCAUCAGUGAAACCGAGGCCAAAUUUCUGCAGAAGAAAAUCAGCAGCGCCGCCUUCAAGCCGUCGUCUGUGCCAAAUUACCUCUAUUGUGCUCAAGAGGGGCCUCAGAGUCAGAGCGUCGGCGCUAAAUGUUUCAAAAGGCAGAGGAUGAGUAGCAGCCAGAGCGAGGAGCUUGGAGCCCGGACGAGACGGGAGUCUGAGCAAGACGUUUACUGCGCGCUGUGUCCCUCCUCCUCUCCUGUUCCCCUGGGGGAGAGCCCCGCGCUCUUCACCCCUCCCUACAGCCCGGCCUCCUCCGGCUCCCCUCCGCAGCAGGAGGAGCUCAGCCCGGACCUCCUGAUGGAUCUGCACGCGUGCGGCGAUCGGCUGCCGUCCUCUCCCGAGGCCUCUCCCUCUUACUACUCCUACCAGGGCGCAGGGUUCCCCUGUCGCCAUUCACCUGUCGGCUCUCUACCCACGGCCGCCGAACGACGCUACGAACGCAGAGACUUUGACCUUUUCACCGGCAGCUCCCCGCUCUCCUCCUCCUCCGCUUCCUCCUCCUCCUCCUCAUCGUCAUCUCCAAACUAUGAUUUCCAGGCGUGUACAGCUGACGCUCGAUUAGUUCCAGACUGUCUCUCUGUGCCGGAAAUGAGCGAGGGCCAAGCGGAGUGUGCGUCCCUGCACCCGGAUGAUUUCAGCCUUCUCGACAAUCCACAAGGGGGCAGCGUUGUUCAGCUUCACCAGGUGCCCCACCAAGACCUCCUCGCGCAUGCCGGCGGCAUCCCGACUCCCACCCAGUCUCCCGUCGCCGCAGAGGCCGAUCUUUACGACGAGAGGGAGCAGGCGGAGAUUAGCAUACUGGCUCAGCAGAUCUCCUCCCUCGCCAGCAGCUUCAACACGCACCGCGGCCUGGAUCCCCUCCAGGACGGGGCCCCGGCGGCGGCGGCGUCCGCCAACUGUGACUGGCUCCAAGGCUCUCCCUUCCUUCUGCUCCUCACCCCGAAGCACGAACCGGUCUACGACGACUGCAUGCUGGACAGCAUCCUCAAAGACUUGAACGCGGUCUGGAGGAAACGUAGCGCGCCCGGCCCGGACGUCGUCUCCCACGGCUACCAGCCGGGCCUCGUUUCAGUGGACCCUUCGGCCGCAGAGCAGUUCGGCGCAGACGGCGUCGUCGGCAUGCAGCUGGGAAACCGCGGCCAAAACACUGGGUUGCAUCAACUCAACCACUACAUGCAGAGUGGCCUCCGGCAAGAUGGGCUUGCUGAGAAGAACCUGUACUGAAAUAAGUCUGUGACUUACCGUGCUACCACCCGUAUGACAUAUUGUCAGGGCAACCCUCCUACGAUGGAUUCAAAAGAGGAUUCAAAAGUGAGAGAGGAGAAGGAAAAAAAAAAAAAAGGACGUCUGCGGUUAGAUGUUGUUUACUGCACCCAAAAUAAACCGAGAACAUUUGUCCUGCUCUGUCGGUCCGUCCGCGACAGCUCCGUCGUAACUCUUCAAAGCACUGCUGUCUGGGGUGUUCAUGUUUUGCUGAUGUCUUUUAUUUUUAAGAAGAAAAAAAAGGUACUUUGUAAUAAUAUCUCCUUGACGGGAGUUACACACUGAAAUGGAGGUAUAUUUUUUCAUUUAAUACUAAGUGACCACAAUUUACUAUUGAGCACUUUAUCAAAGUCAUCGACGCAAGGAUUUCAUAAGAGAGAAGACGGCAACUGGUACCUUGAUUCAACCAGGAUAAGCUUUAACACAUUAAUCAUUACAUGUAAUAAAGAACCAGCUAUAGUUACUAUUCAGGUGCCUUAAAACUGGUGAUAAAGAUGUAGGUUGCUGAAUUGUUUUACUUCUCUAAGUGACAUUGAUGCUUUCUAGCUGUCAGGGAUGGAGGGAAACCAGCAGCGGGACAGAAAUAAUGAAUGUAAAAGCAGCUUCUACCUCAGUGGCAAAGAGCGACGCGUUCCAAGUCCGACUUCUUUUCAUUUAUUAUAUUUAUUCUGUUUUAAACUUUGUUUCACACUUUUUUAUAUUAAUAUGUUUUAUUUAUCUACAGUUUUAUGUUUCUUCUCUGUAUUAUUGUUUUUUUCUCUCCCAUGGUACUGGAACCCAUUAGGUUUUUAUGUCCGGUGAUGUUUUGUCAUUCAUGACGUUUAGAUGUUUUAAAUGUGAAUAAAUCAAAUGGAAAACA
Molecule: messenger RNA, 3323 nt
Organism: Fundulus heteroclitus (mummichog)
Lineage: Eukaryota; Metazoa; Chordata; Actinopteri; Cyprinodontiformes; Fundulidae
Gene: npas4l
Product: neuronal PAS domain protein 4 like
Exons: 8
Coding region: 242-2425 (727 amino acids)
Biological process (GO): regulation of transcription by RNA polymerase II
Molecular function (GO): DNA-binding transcription factor activity, RNA polymerase II-specific; RNA polymerase II transcription regulatory region sequence-specific DNA binding
Source: RefSeq, a predicted model, not a curated record